Molecule: messenger RNA, 2375 nt
Organism: Sus scrofa (pig)
Lineage: Eukaryota; Metazoa; Chordata; Mammalia; Artiodactyla; Suidae
Source: RefSeq, a predicted model, not a curated record
GGCCCGCGCUCAGCGAGGGUCACCGGGCCCGGGGGCUGCCAGGGUGGGCGGUGGGCUGCAGCGGGGAGGCCGCAGCCCAGGUGGUGAGACAUUGCACGAAACGUGGAGGCGCAGGAGUCGUGUCCCCGACCUACCGCAGGGGACGCUUCGCAGAGGAGGUGGUCGUGAGCUGAGCCCCCAGGGACCAGUGCAGUAGUUUAGGGCAGACGGGGCAUCUCGAGCAAAGGCCCGGAGAUGUCAGACGGGGGCGUCUGGAGCUCUUAGAGGAGUGUGGGCGGGGAGGAAAGGGGACAGGAGCCGCGUCCCGAAGGAAGAGGCGCGAUUUGGGGUGGCUGGAAGGGCCCAGGGACGUGGGAGGGGGUAUCUGUUGCUCGGAAGGGGAGCUGCUGCCUCCACCAGGAGAGGGGGAGGGCGGUGCAUUGCUUAGAGGCUUUGCCUGGGGGUCUUCAGGGGACGCCAGCCCUGGCGUCUGGUACUGCAGCAUCCUGCUGGCACCCGCUUGGGUGGUAGAUCACUUUCUCAAAGUCUCAUGGGCAGAAACUGGGCUGCUGAGAGCCCCAAAGACAGAACAUGACAGGAAAGUGGAAGCUGGAGACUUUGGAGUUCCUAUCGGAAUUCUAAAGGAACACAGAAUGGCCACACCUGCAUCACUGAUUCUAACUCCAGAAUAUCCAGGGUCACUUUCCCAGACAAGAGAGUAUCAUCUCGGUGCCUGUCUUGAAGCAUCUGUCUUGGGGGUUGGGGAUGGGGGUGGAGAGCGAGGGGCGGGAGACUGGGUUUGGGGCCCCCCCAACACCCUGCCUCCAUCCCUGAAGCCCUUGGUUCCCGUGGCAGGGCAGGGUGCUACGUAGAUCCAUCCAGGAAAACUCUGCCCGUCUCUGUGCAGAGCCACGUGGGUGCCAGGGGUCCAGGAACCUGCCAGGGCUGGACCCCUGGCUGGCCCUGACUCCUGAGGCCCUGGAGACACGGAGGUUGGGAGUCCCUUGGGGUGCAGACCCCGCUCUGCUGGGCAGCAGGUGGCUUUGCCCUCCCAGCCUCCCAAAUGUGGGUUGUCGGGGUCCUGCCUGGCCCGGUGCAAUAGCUGCCCACAGUCAGCCCUUGGCAAGUGUUUGCCGUGGCCAGCGGCGCUGCUACCCCCUCACGGUGUCCCGUCCGUUUGCGGGUCUCCACCUCCCCUCAGUGGGCUGCCUCUGCGUUCAUUUGCCCUGGGCUUUCCCGGCUCAAGCUUCCUGGUCAACAGCAUCUCUUAGCGUCUCAGAAGUGCCCAGUUAGACGACACAUUCCUCCUGUGACGGCGCUGUCCGCCAUCACAUUGGAGGCCGAGGGGAUCCCGCAGUGGAGUGCCAGGACCAGACGCCCCAGCGAUGACCAGUUCCCCUGUCUCCAGAGUCGUCUACAACGGCAAGAGGAACAGCAGCCCCCGCUCGCCCCCCAGCAGCAGCGAGAUUUUCACCCCGGCUCACGAGGAGAAUGUGCGCUUCAUUUACGAAGCCUGGCAGGGCGUGGAGCGAGACCUGCGCAGCCAGCUGUCGGGCGGCGAGCGGGGCCUGGUGGAGGAGUACGUGGAGAAGGUCCCUAACCCCAGCCUGAAGACCUUCAAGCCCAUCGACCUGAGCGACCUGAAGCGCCGGAACACGCAGGACACCAAGAAGUCCUAAGGCGCCGGAGCCCCCGCCCUGGCCUCUGGGGGACCUGCACGCCCGCCGCGGCCGCCGCCUCUCCCCUGGGCCAGCUCCUGGGAGGGGAGGGGCCUUGCUCCCCGCCGGCCGAGAAGCCCGGGACCAGGACAGGCGCGCCGGACGGCCCAGGCCGCCCCUCCUCCCUGAGCCCCCCUCUCCCCUCGGGGGAUCUCAGGCUGCCCCCAUCCUUGGGAGGGCCUGGGCCCUGCCUGCACCCAGGGCUUGACCUGACUCCCCUCCCCUUCCCAACACCUUCCGCUGCCCCCACCCCCCUCCCCUGGCCACUGCUAGGAUCAGGAGGGAGACGCAGGGGCCUCUGUCGUCUCCUGUGCUGGCAGGACCAGGCCGGCUUUGUCCCCGAGGUGGCCAGGAGGCAGGACAAGGGUGGUCCCACCUGUGCCCAGCAUGGGUCCCCCACUGACCCCUGUUGCCCCUUUGGCCUGGACACGGGGAGCAUCUGACACCCCCCUCCCCCCCGCCACUGUCCAGCCUGGCCCCUUCCCUCCCCGUGUCCGCUUCAGGAUGGCACCAGCUCUCCUGGGACACUGCCGUGCCCCCCCGCGCCUUAGGAAGGGGUGUGGGGCUGCCCACUGGGUCCUGCCCUGUGCAGUGAGCUGGGAGGGUGUGCUGUGCCCUCCAAAUCCAGGUGUCCGACUGGAACCUGAAGGCCCGUGAAUAAAGGUGGGGUGGCCUUGG